GUCGAAUACUCCCUCUUUGCAUAGGCAUAUUAGGUGAAAAACGCAAUUUUGGAAAUCUAUGGAGCAAUAGAAAAAUUUAGAAUUUCACCCCAAAACAGCUAAGGAAUCAUCUUGUCGUCAAACUGGCAAUCGUUGGCGAUCGGAUUACCUACUCCGGCUAGGCGUUAACGAUGGCCACAGUGUCCGUGGCGGCCGAAUGGCAGCUUCUCUAUAAUCGUUACUACAGGAAACCGGAGAUCUAUCAGAUGCAAUGGAAGAACGUGGACCUAACGCGCAACAAGGUCGCUUGUUCCCCCUUCGGCGGCCCUAUUGCCGUUAUCCGCGACGACGCUAAGAUCGUUCAGCUCUACGCCGAGUCCGCUCUCCGUAAGCUCCGCAUAUUCAAUUCCGCUGGUGUCUUGAUCUCUGAGGCCGUCUGGAAGAACCCUGGCGGCCGUCUCAUCGGCAUGUCCUGGACCGACGACCAGACGCUAAUCUGCAUUACGCAGGAUGGAACCGUGUACCGUUAUGAUAUUCACGCAGAGCCUCUGGAACCACUGUCCCUCGGCAAAGAGUGCUUCACGAACAGUGUGGUGGAUUGUGUCUUCUGGAGUAACGGUGUUGUUUGCAUCAACGAGGCGUUUCAGGUAUUUUGUAUACCUGAUUUCAAGAAUCCGAACCCAAUCCAGCUGGCAGAUGCUGGUUUGGAGGACGUUCCGCUCUCUAUGGCAGUGAUCGAGCCCCAGUAUACCAUGUCUGGAAAUGUGGAAGUGCUGAUGGCCGUAGGGGAUCACGUGUUGUUGGUGGAAGAUGACGGGAUUCAGCAGUUGGGGAUUGGAAUUGGCCCAUUGCAGAAGAUGGUGGUUUCACAAAACGGGAAACUGCUCGCAUCUUUUACACAUGAUGGGAGGCUUCUUGUCAUGUCAACGGACUUCUCGAAUAUCAUUUUUGAUUACACUUGUGAGUCAGCCUUACCUCCUGAGCAGCUGUCUUGGUGUGGAAUGGAUAGUGUUUUGCUUUACUGGGAUGAUAUGCUUUUAAUGGUGGGUCCUCAUGGAGAUCCAGUACGCUACAUCUAUGAUGAACAAAUUCUGCUGAUACCAGAAUGUGACGGGGUUAAAAUACUGUCCAACACAAGUAUGGAGUUUCUUCACAGGGUGCCAGAUUCCACUGUCUCCAUCUUUCAAAUUGGGAGCACACUUCCUGCUGCUUUACUUUAUGAUGCACUGGAUCAUUUUGACAGGAGGAGUGCCAAGGCAGAUGAAAAUUUGAGGUUAAUCCGCCCUUCAUUGCCUGAGGCUGUUGAAGCGUGUAUAGAUGCAGCAGGCCACGAAUUUGAUAUUUUGCAGCAACGAACCUUGUUAAGAGCUGCAAGCUAUGGUCAAGCAUUUUGCAGUUGACUUUGGCAGCCAUUUUCAGCGUGAUCGAAUUCAAGAGAUUUCUAAAACCCUACGAGUUCUAAAUGCUGUACGCCACCCAGAUAUUGGCAUUCCUCUCAGUAUUCAGCAGUAUAAGAUGCUUACACCUUCAGUUCUAAUUGCUCGUCUAAUCAAUGCUCAUCGUCACCUUCUUGCACUACGAAUAUCAGAAUAUCUUGGUAUGAAUCAGGAAAUUAUAAUUAUGCACUGGGCAUGUACAAAGAUAACAACAUCUUCUGCAAUCCCUGAUGAUUAUCUUCUGCAAAUCCUACUUGAUAAGCUUAAGUUAUGCAAAGGCAUAUCUUAUGCCGCAGUUGCUGCCCAUGCAGAUAAGAAUGGUCGACGUAAAUUAGCUGCUCUGCUUGUCGAACAUGAACCUCGCUCAUCUGAACAGGUUCCACUAUUGCUAAGCAUAGGAGAGGAAGAUACUGCUCUCACAAAAGCAACUGAAAGUGGGGACACAGAUCUAGUUUACCUAGUCCUCCUUCACAUUUGGCACAAGAGAUCAGCUUUGGAGUUCUUUGGAACUAUACAGUCCAGAACACUACCUCGUGAUCUAUUUAUCAGUUAUGCGCGGCUUUACAAGCAUGAAUUUUUGAAGGACUUCUUCCUAUCUACCGGACAACUACAGGAUGUAGCAUUUCUUCUAUGGAAAGAAUCAUGGGAAUUGGCAAAGAAUCCAAUGGCAAGCAAAGGAUCUCCACUACAUGGUCCUCGAAUAAAAAUAAUUGAGAAGGCGCAUAGCCUUUUUGCAGAAACAAAAGAACAUGUCUUUGAAUCCAAGGCAGCCGAGGAGCAUGCAAAAUUAUUAAGGAUACAACAUGAGUUGGAGGUCACAACUAAACAGGCCAUCUUUGUGGAUUCAAGUAUUAGUGAUACAAUCCGUACAUGUAUUGUGCUUGGGAAUCAUCGUGCUGCGAUGAAGGUCAAAACAGAAUUCAAGGUAUCAGAAAAGAGGUGGUAUUGGCUAAAAGUUUUUGCUUUUGCAACUGUGAGAGACUGGGAUGCUUUGGAAAAAUUCUCAAAAGAGAAAAGGCCGCCAAUUGGCUACAAACCAUUCGUUGAGGCAUGCAUUGGAGCGGAUGAGAAGGGUGAAGCACUCAAAUACAUACCUAAACUGGCUGAUCCCCGGGAAAGAGCUGAGGCUUACGCUCAAAUUGGAAUGGCGAAAGAGGCUGCAGAUGCUGCAUCUCAGGCUAAAGAUGGUGAACUGCUUGGGCGGCUGAAGAUGACUUUUUCACAAAAUGCUGCUGCUGCUGCAAUUUUUGACACUCUUCGAGAUAGAUUGUCCUUCCAAGGCAUUUCAUAAUCAGUGUGUCUCCUUUCUAAAAGCGUGAGCUGUCAAUGUUUGUGUGUUUCCUGGAAAAUUACUUCUUUUUGGGGGGACAGUAAAUUUGAUCAGUGUCUUUUGGGAUUGAUAGGGUUUCGCUAAUUCUCAGGCUCAACCAUUGAAGUGAUGAAGCCAUUUAUACUUUGCUAGGUUGAGUCUGAGGCAAGCCUCAUCCCAUUAUUGUCCGGGUGUGCGUUUUGCUAUGUCCAUGUGUAUAUAUGCCAGCACGGAAGACACGCCAGCUAGCAAAUGAGUGUAUUUUAUGAUUCAUUCAGCCUUCAUAGUUUUAUGGAGUUGUAGUAAGCAACAAUAAGUAACAACUGAUUCUGAAAUGAAUUUUAAGUUUGUUCUGUGCCAACAGCUGCGGUAAUACAGAGGAUGCAAGCGUUAUCCAG
This is a messenger RNA of Cuscuta europaea, 3122 nucleotides long. The record is from the annotation of a GenBank genome assembly. Lineage: Eukaryota; Viridiplantae; Streptophyta; Magnoliopsida; Solanales; Convolvulaceae.